Molecule: messenger RNA, 2139 nt
Organism: Adineta steineri
Lineage: Eukaryota; Metazoa; Rotifera; Eurotatoria; Adinetida; Adinetidae
Source: the annotation of a GenBank genome assembly
AUGAUUAAUGCUAAACUUGUUACAUGUGAAUUAUGCCGAAAUUAUUAUGCUGAUCCUCGACAAAUCCCAUGUUCACAUUCAUUUUGUUUUGACUGUAUAUCAGGUCGUUUCGAUGAGGAAACAUUAACAUUAGUCUGUCCAAAAUGUGAAAAAUUUCAUCAAUAUAAUUCAUUCGAGGAAUUUCAUGAUCGAUGUAUGCGUGAUGGGUUUCUAUCAUCGAUGGUCGCUCAAUUUAAGAAAAGUCAAAGUCGAUUAUCAGCUAUACCAUCAGGAUUACUAUCACGACCAUCAUCAACAAUUUCACAUAUAUCACAAAUUUUUUCAUCCACACCUAUACCAUUAAUAACAAAACAAGAAAUUAAUUCAUAUAAUCAUGAUCAAUCAGGUUCAGAACGUUCUACAUCAUCAAUUAUUAAUCAACAAAGACCUGCUUCUGUUUUACAACAAACAACAACAUCAACAACAUCAACACCAACACCAACACCAACACGUUCACUUAUUGCUAAAUGUCAAACAUGUAAUAUACGAGGAGAAUUAAUUGUAUGUAAUCAUUGUGAUAAUGUUAUUUGUGUUAAAUGUGCUAACGAACAUCAAAGUAUUAUUAAUGACGAUAUUAAACAACAAUGGGAUUUAUGUAAAAUAAAAUUUGAAACAAUCAAUGAACAAUCAAUGCGUUUUGAUAGUGAUGAAGAGGAAGUUAAUAAUAAAGCACGUAAUUUACAAACAUAUAUUACUCAACAUAGUGAUAAAUUAAUUCAGACAGUAGAAGAUCGAAAGAAUAUGUAUAUUGAUAUUAUUGAAAAUCAUCUUCGAACUCAUAAACAAAGUUUUGCACAUGAACAAGUUGUUGACGAAUAUGAAUCAAUUGAUAAACGAGUUGGAGAAUUAUUUAGAUCUGCUGAUGUUAAUGCUGAUAAAAUUAAUGAUUUUUUAUUUGAAAUUGAACAUCUUGAAGGACGUUUAGAUAAUUUAAAUAAACUUCUUGAUUCCAAUGAAUUAAAAUUUCCAAUGCUUACCCUUCCAGAACAAAUCGAUGCAUCAUCAUUAUUUGGUACACUUGACUUUAUUCAAUUAAAUACUGAUAUAAAUAGAUCUGAUCCUUAUGUAUCCCAAACAACAAAUGGUUAUAAUGAUUUUCAAUUAAAAUCUGAAGAUGAAGAUUUUGUUUUUAUUAAUCCAUCAAAUAAUAAUAAUAAAAAUAAUUUAUUAAUUAAAAAUGAACAAAUACCCUUACCAUUAUCAACUACAAAUAUACAAAAGAAAAAACUAUGGCAAAUUGAUUAUUUUUCUGUUCCGUAUUAUGUUCGAACAUAUGGAAAUCAUUUAUUUGUUUGUGAUAAAUAUGGUUCAUUAGCUAUCUACAAAUUAAAUAAAGCAAAUGAUAUGCGUCAAAAGCCAAGUUUAUGUCGUGAAAUUAAAUUAUUUAAAGAUAAUCCUAGUACAACAACAAAUGAUGAAGAUCAAACAAUAAUUGAUUCAUUCGUUGUUUAUAAAUUAUGGAUAAUUGUAUUUAAACGUAAAAAAAAUGAAUUACAUGGUACUAUUUAUUUAUUUACACAUGAAGGUAAAUUAGUUGCAAAUGGUAAAUGUAUACAUAAUCAUCCAUCACGUGAAUUAACAAUUGAUACCGAAAAAAAUGUUCUUUGGUCAUUAGAUCAAAAACAACUUUGUUUAUAUUAUUAUGAAUUACCAGAUACAAAAACAAAUAAUCCUGAAGAACAUCUUCAAAAACGUCAUUUACAUGUACAAUUUUCCAAACCAUUUGCGCCAAUACAUAUAUCUGUGAAUAAAAAUGUUAUAGCCGUUCUAGAUAAAAAUCGACAAGCAAUACAUAUUUAUGAUAAACGAACAAAACAGGAAUUAUAUGAAUAUGUGAAUAUACAUAAUAAAUCGACACAUUUUUGUUGGGAUAUGGCAUUAUUUUCUGAUAAUAGUUUACUUAUUAAACUUGAUGAAAUGAGUACAUUAAAAACCGGCCCAUCAAAACAUAUUUAUUUUCAACUUGAUACAAGUGAACAACAUAAUAUUAUUGGAACAAUUGAAGAAAUUGAUGCAUAUGGAAUGAUGAUAGCACCUAUGGAUGAAAUUCUUAUUGGUGUUAGAAUAAAUACGAAAGGCAUUGUCAAAUGUUAUGUUUAA